AUGGGCCAAGGUUUAUACUCGCAGCCAAGUUGGAGAAUCCCGGUCCCGCCAUCACCCCCCGGCACACUCCGGCCCGGAACCGGCACCGGGCCUUCAACUCCCGUCACUCUCUCUCUCCGUCUAUCAACCCGGUCGCGCAAAGGCAUUCCCGAUCAUUCAACAGGAGUACAUGGAUCCAUGGAGACGCCGAAGAAAGGAAAGAAGGCGUGCACCGAGUGCCGCCAGCAAAAGGCCAAAUGCGAUGUAUACCUGAACCCCGACCAGCCAUGCACCCGGUGUCGUAAAGUGAACGCAAGAUGUGUCGUGUCCGACCCGUUCAAGCGCGAGCACAAACGCAAGCGCAUUUCCGACCUGGAACGGGAAUCAGAAGAUUUGCGACGCAAGCUCAGAGCAUCACAGCCGGCUGACCCUCACCUCUCGCCGAUUGCGCUUCUGACAGCGGCGGCGGAGAUGGGGGCGCGUACGCCGGCCAGUGAUACUCUCUCCGAAACACAACCGCCUCCCUCGUACCCACCACAGCUCCUGGCACCGAUGGGUCCGGAGCACAGCAUCCCGGGACCGGUAUGCGAUGGUGAUACCAAGUCGCGCACCCUGAACGGCAUUCAGAUCAGCGCGCAGGAAAUUGAUGAUCUAUUUCAAAUCUUCUUCCGCUAUUAUGCCCCAUUUCUUCCCAUUCUCGACCCGCAAAUGCGGCCCAACACGUACUAUGCACAGUCACCGUUCCUCUUCUGGGCCAUUAUCGGCGUUGCAUGUCGGGCAUAUGCCCGAAAUCCGACUCUCUUGAUGGCGCUGGCUCGCAGUAUCAUGGAGAUGGCAUUGCUUUCAACCCUGUCGGUGUCACCGCCAUCGAACACCAUCCAGGGCAUCUUGCUUCUUCUCACGUGGCCAUUUCCGAAGGGGGACCAUCCCGACGUGACAUUCCCGAUGGGUGGGAUUUUGCUACACAUUGCAAUGCAGAAUGGUCUCCAUAUUCCCAUGUCCAGCCAUGAGUUCUCACGCGUCAAGAUGCCAGCUCCCUCCGAAGUAGACCUUCUCCGCCGCUCGGAGUUAUGGGCGCAUUCUGUAAUCGUUUAUCAGCGGGUCUGUGUGACCAAGGGUCAAUUACCGCGAGCGCUAGUUGAUCUUGGACAGGAUCCGGCAAAGGGUCCGGCACAACGACAAGGCCUGUUUGAAAAGAUUGCGCCUUGGAUGGCGUUGAAGCUUCGUUGUCAAGUGCUUAUUGCCAAGUGCAGCGAGGCAGUCACUGAAAAUGGGCUGCGUACUCUGUCCCUGGACCAGGAGCGGGCACUGGACCUCAUUUUGCGUGACUAUGAAGGUCAAGUGGACGACUUGGAGCUUCAAGCCGUGACUGAUGACGAAAGGUUUGAUACAGCUCUGUGUAGGAUGGCAAUCCAGACUUUCCACCUGUACAAGAACCAGACAUUAAUCUCGAGUGGGUGUUGUCCACGAAUACUCGUCACCGCCUGCCGCUUGAUCGACUAUAUUCAAUCACUUUGCGAGCGUGUCGGCUUCUUGUCCAUGGCACCAGUCCAGAUGGGCUUUGCAUUACUUCUUGCUUCGACGUCGUUGCUCCGCAUUCUCAAGAGUACACUGGCUUCUCAGGGUCUCGAAACCAGCCGUGCUCGAGCUUCACUUUUCACCGCAAUAAACCUGGCCCAGCAAAUGUCGGUUGACAGUGCCGACCUAGCUGCAAAGACCGUGACCGUCUUAAAGGCAAUCUGGAAUAGCAGCAGGGCUUUCCGCAAGAUGGAUGGGACCGAGUACAACUCCCUACGUAUCCGCAGUCGCCUAGUAUUGAGUUCUCGAAGCGUGAGAUCCGUGGUGGAACCGGCUCAGGGCAACGGCUACGCUCACUCGCGGUACACAGGCGCGACGGGGAGCUCAGUCGGCGAGAUGAAUCGAGAAUUCGCAAGCGGAACGACUACAUCUGAAGUGCCCGAGAGAAAUGAUGCCUUUCAUCUGGACGAGCAAUUCCUGGCUGACUUUGAGUGGGCACUGGGGGACGAUGCGCUGUUCUCUCUGGAUCCCCUCUCGUCCAACUGGUCUACGACAAACAAUCUGCUGUGA
Molecule: messenger RNA, 2067 nt
Organism: Penicillium maclennaniae
Lineage: Eukaryota; Fungi; Ascomycota; Eurotiomycetes; Eurotiales; Aspergillaceae
Product: putative C6 transcription factor (Leu3)
Exons: 8
Coding region: 1-2067 (688 amino acids)
Biological process (GO): regulation of DNA-templated transcription
Cellular component (GO): nucleus
Molecular function (GO): DNA-binding transcription factor activity, RNA polymerase II-specific; zinc ion binding; transcription cis-regulatory region binding
Source: RefSeq, a predicted model, not a curated record